This is a messenger RNA of Wyeomyia smithii (pitcher-plant mosquito), 1818 nucleotides long. It is a transcript of the gene APP-BP1, whose product is annotated as nedd8-activating enzyme E1 regulatory subunit. The record is from RefSeq and is a predicted model, not a curated record. The coding region runs from base 166 to 1734 and encodes 522 amino acids. Gene Ontology annotation, biological process: ubiquitin-dependent protein catabolic process; protein ubiquitination; protein neddylation. Gene Ontology annotation, molecular function: ubiquitin activating enzyme activity; NEDD8 activating enzyme activity. Gene Ontology annotation, cellular component: nucleus; cytoplasm. The transcript is spliced from 3 exons. Lineage: Eukaryota; Metazoa; Arthropoda; Insecta; Diptera; Culicidae.
AGCAAGAAUUGCACACUACAAUCUGGCAGCUCUGACCACGAAGAAAGUUUACGCAAACGAUAAAUACGAUUAUGAUUUGCAAGCUAUCCAAAUAGCCGGUCCCGUCGUUCUGAGAAAAAUAAGCGCUUCUUCGUGCAAUCAGCAAUACAACUUACUUCGAUUCAAAUGUCUUCACCAGCACCUAAAUCUCCAGAACUGUCGGACAAGAGCCGAAAAUACGAUCGACAAAUCCGCCUCUGGGGUGAGCACGGACAGACGGUGCUGGAGAAUGCUCAGAUUUGUUUGAUCAACGCUACGGCCUUGGGAACGGAAAUUUUAAAAGGAGUCGUCCUUCCAGGAAUCGGAGGCUUUACUAUUGUUGAUAAUGGGGUCGUCACCGAGGAAGACAUCGGUUGUAAUUUUUUCCUGGAUUCAGCUUCAGUCGGACAACCGAGAGCUAAAAGUGCCACCCAACUGUUGCAAGAACUAAAUCCGGAUGUAAACGGGGACCACGUUGAGGAGAAUAUUGACCAACUAAUAGACAGUCAGCCGGAGUUUUUCAAAAAUUUCGAUGUGGUCGUUGCUACGGCGGUUAACGAGCGUACCACUGUUCGGCUGUCGAAUUUACUUUGGGACCAACAUAUUCCCUUCAUCGUCUGUCGCUCACUGGGAUUUUAUGGAGUAGCUCGGCUGCAAAUUAAAGAACAUUGUAUAGUGGAAUCUCAUCCGGACAGUAGACAGAGCGAUCUUCGCUUGGAGCAUCCUUUCGAAGCACUUAAGCAGCAUAUGGCCGUAACGGAGCUUACCCCGAAGGUGCCCUGGUUGGUGGUGAUGUACAAGUGCCUACAGGAGUGGGUUGGGAUGCAUGAAGGACGCUAUCCGAGCAAUUAUAAGGAGAAAUCGGAACUGAGAGAUCUCAUUCGAUCGAAAAUGACUGCGGAUGAGGAAAAUUAUGAAGAGGCGAUCAAGGCAGUAAACUCGAGUUUUGGAGCCGGAAGACCCAGCUCGGGGAUAAAGGAAAUUUUGGCCGAUGAUUGUUGUGUUAAUGUUAAUAAGGAGAGCAACGCUUUUUGGAUUUUGGCGCGAGCAUUGAAAGAUUUUGUCGAGAAUGAAGGUAAUGGGUUGUUGCCGUUACCUGGUGUUCUACCCGACAUGACAGCAGACACGGCAUCGUAUAUCAAUUUGCAAAAUGUUUAUCGUUCCCAGGCUGUUUACGAUGCGGAGAUUGUUUAUCGCCGAGCUAGGCAGUUGUUAAAAGAGUUGAACAAACCGAACGACCUAAUUAGCGAGAAGGACGUGCGACUUUUUUGCAAGGAAGCAGCGAACAUCGCGAUCAUACGUGGAUCUAAAAUUGCUGACGAGUACGAUAAAGGCUAUAAAGCAACGCAGAUAUCGGUUAGUUUAGAAAUGCCCAGCUCUCUAAUGGGUCAUUACAUAACGUUGCGAGCCGUAGACAAGUUUCAGGCGGAGUACGGCUACUUGCCAGGAGAAUGCCAGGUGGAGGUGGAUACAUCUCGGGUCAAGAGUUUGGUUACGAAAAUGGUCAGCGAGUGGGGUAUUAGCACGCCUAUCAGUGACGACUUGGCUCAUGAAGUUUGCCGUUACGGGGGAGCAGAAAUUCACAGCAUUUCGGCUUUCUUCGGUGGAUGCAUCGCCCACGAACUGAUCAAGUUGAUCACGAAGCAAUACAAGCCAUUCGACAAUACGUUUGUUUACGACGGAACUACGACGCAAACGGAAACUUUUAAACUGUAGGUCAUCAAAUGGCUAUUAAGAUCAGUGUUGUUGCGUAGGUACUUGGAAACAAUAAACUACUCUACAGUAACGCUUAUAUUAUCA